AUUUCAUCAACUACUUCUCUUCUAUAUUUAUUGCUUUGGUGCAGUGACUAAAAUUUGCAGACAACAAUGGAUUCAGAGUGGUUUUUUGAGUUUCUGAGAGGGAUGAUUAAGCCUGUAGCUGCCCUAACAGUUGUUCUCAUGGCUGUUCUUCUUUGCUUCAUGCAGAAGUUAGGUCUCGAGGCUGAGAUUCUUUACUCCAUUUUCAGAGCUUUUCUUCAGCUUUCUGUAAUUGGAUUUGUUCUGCAAUUCAUUUUCAGUCAAGACCGUGUAAUUUGGAUCCUUCUGGCUUACCUUUUCAUGGUGUCUGUUGCGGGUUAUACAGCCGGUGAAAGAGCAAAGCAUGUUCCUCGAGGAAAGUACGUGGCCGGCGCUUCCAUUCUCGCCGGAACAUCAGUGACCAUGUUCCUGCUCGUCUUGCUGAAUGUUUUUCCUUUCACCCCACGGUACAUUAUCCCCGUUGCAGGAAUGAUGGUCGGCAAUGCGAUGACUGUCACCGGAGUCACCAUGAAACGCCUCCGUGACGAUAUCAAACUCCAGACUAGCCUGGUGGAGACAGCAUUGGCUCUCGGGGCGAGUCCAAGGCAAGCGACGGCGGAGCAAGUGAAGAGAGCUCUGGUAAUAGCUCUAUCCCCUGUUCUUGACAAUGCGAAAACAGUAGGUCUGAUAUCGCUCCCCGGAGCAAUGACCGGACUUAUAAUGGGAGGAGCGUCGCCAUUGGAGGCGGUUCAGCUGCAAAUAGUGGUGAUGAACAUGCUUAUUGGUGCAUCCACCGUUAGCAGCAUUAUGUCCACUUACCUUUCUUGGCCUUCAUUCUUCACCCCUGCUUUUCAGUUACAAACUAACGUCUUCGCUCACUGAAAUUAAAUAUAUAGUUUCUGUGAUUUUGUAAUUGUAUAGAUAUAUAUGUAUACUAAUUCACCAACUAUGUUUUUGCACAAUGAAUGAGUCAUUUUGGCACUA
This is a messenger RNA of Mercurialis annua (annual mercury), 960 nucleotides long. RefSeq names its product protein ALUMINUM SENSITIVE 3. The record is from RefSeq and is a predicted model, not a curated record. The transcript has 3 exons. Lineage: Eukaryota; Viridiplantae; Streptophyta; Magnoliopsida; Malpighiales; Euphorbiaceae. Gene Ontology annotation, biological process: response to aluminum ion. Bases 67 to 858 code for a protein of 263 amino acids.